Molecule: messenger RNA, 1461 nt
Organism: Pichia kudriavzevii
Lineage: Eukaryota; Fungi; Ascomycota; Pichiomycetes; Pichiales; Pichiaceae
Exons: 1
Coding region: 1-1461 (486 amino acids)
Biological process (GO): ubiquinone biosynthetic process
Cellular component (GO): mitochondrion
Source: RefSeq, a predicted model, not a curated record
AUGAUUGGAAUCAAACAGUUUCGUCAAAUAUCUACCAUAAACAGGAGGAAAAAAUUGGCUGUUAUUGGAUCUGGUCCUUCGGCAUUCUACACAGUUUUGAACAUCUUGAAGAAAAAUGCAGGUAAUGUUGAAAUUGAUAUGUUUGAGCAACAUCCGUCCCCAUUUGGACUCGUCAGGUACGGGGUAGCCCCAGACCAUCCGGAAGUUAAGAACUGUAUUGAUCGGUUUAACGAUAUCUCCGAGUUCAUAACUUUGGGCAAUUUCAAGUAUUUUGGUAACGUCCCUGUGUCUAAAGAUUCUACCAAGUCUCUUUCGUUACAGGAAUUGUAUGAUAACUAUAAUGAUAUCCUAUAUGCAUAUGGAUCAAGCUUGCCCAACUUACCCGAAGUUGCAGGUAUCGAGCAUCCAGGCAUAAUCUCCUCUUAUGAAUUUGUCAAUUGGUAUAACGGUCAUCCAAAUCACCAAGACUACGAAAUUCCACUGAAGGAGGUGACCGAUGUCUCUAUUGUGGGCAAUGGGAAUGUAGCAAUAGACAUCGUUCGGAUAUUGCUUGCCCCAAGUGACGGAUAUUGGUCCAAGACCGACAUCUCAUCCAAAGCAUUGGCAACUCUAGCUGAAAGUCGAGUCAAGCGGGUCAACGUGUUGGCUAGAAGAGGGGUUUUGGAUAGCAAAUUCACUAAUAAAGAGUUGAGGGAACUGUUGGAAAUGGAUAAGCUAGGUGUCUAUUUCCAAGGUUGGAAUGAUUCGUCAUUCAAGGAGCAACUAGCCGAUGUCAAGUUAAACAGAAUCAACAAGAGACGGGUCUCCUUAUUAAACAAAUAUAACCAUCGGGAAUUCAGCAAAGAAGAAGUCGAAAAUGGGAAGUUUUGGAAUCUACAGUACCUCAAGUCUCCAGUAGGGUUUAAGGUUCAUAAUGAGAGGCUACUCUCUGAGACAAUUGUAGCUGAAAACCAGCUACUUUUCAAAGAUGGCAAAUGGACGAUUGAGCAGUCGGGCAAGAUAGGAGCCGUUAAGAACCAGCUGGUGAUAUUGGCGACUGGAUACAAAUGUGAACCGUUGAAAGAAUUCAAAGAACUAGGUAUACCAUUUGAGAAUGGCAGAAUACCAAAUAACAACGGAAAAGUUGAAAAUGUGGACCAUUCAUACUGUGUUGGAUGGGUGAGCAAUGCAUCUCGGGGGAAUAUCAAUUCUACGGUUGCCGAUAGUGAAGUUGUUGCGGAUACAAUUCUAAGAGAGUGGGAGAAGGAAAAUGAGGAUGAUGAUGAAAAGAAGGGGAGGGCAGUUAUUGAAGGUAUUCUCAAAGAGAGAGGCAUGGAGCCGGUCGACUGGGAGAGAUGGAAUAAGAUCCACCAAUUGGAAAAACUACAAGGUUCAGUAAAGGGUAAACCGUACGAGAAGUUGGCAUUCAAUGACAUGCUUGACAGGACAAGUCAAGACAAAACAAGACAAGACAGUGAUUAA